This is a messenger RNA of Aureobasidium pullulans EXF-150, 4480 nucleotides long. Its product is annotated as SAICAR synthase-like protein. The transcript has 3 exons. Gene Ontology annotation, molecular function: inositol hexakisphosphate kinase activity. The record is from RefSeq and is a predicted model, not a curated record. Gene Ontology annotation, cellular component: nucleus; cytoplasm. Bases 197 to 4138 code for a protein of 1313 amino acids. Gene Ontology annotation, biological process: phosphatidylinositol phosphate biosynthetic process; inositol phosphate biosynthetic process. NCBI's taxonomy places the organism in Eukaryota, Fungi, Ascomycota, Dothideomycetes, Dothideales, Saccotheciaceae.
AUCCAGCCAAACCGCCAGCCCACGUUUUUGCAUUUUUGCAAAGUAACCUAUCACCGUCGUCCACCCGCACACACCUUACAUCGUCGCUCGUGCAUUGCUUCCGUCAAUCCGGACAGUGCUAGCAGAUAGCACGUACAGUACUCACGACAUCCAACGGCAGAGCGGCAGCCGUCCGACCAAUGUCUUGGGCCUCCUCAUGCAGACGACUCGUACAAACCUGGCGCGUUCAAAGACCAGCCCAGCCGAUCCUGUCCUUACGCGCACCAACUCCUCGUCCCAGGAUGUCUUGUAUUCCACCACAGUCCCGCUGUCUGAGCGCGACAGCAUCUUUGCCACGAACUACCAAGGCGACACGCCCGUAACUUCUCCCCAACAGCCUCGCAAGGAGCCGCCCCACGAGAGGACCGGUCUGAUAUCGCAGGCCCUUCAACGCCACCAAUUGCAGCAGGACUCGCAGAGGCAAGACAUUGAUCCAAACGACGACGGCCAACAACACCGCGACUUUUCGACGCGCUAUCAGGAACAAAGCUUUGAUCGCGAUCAGAGCUCUGCCGCCCACGACGGUCCAAUGUCAGCUUCGUCACUCUCGCCCAUGCGGACGAGCAUGACCGACUUGUCCAUGUUCUUCCACACACUUCCGCACACGGAUCUGAAUCGUCUCCCAUACCCACUCGCAUCCAAAUCAAACAGACACUCUCUCUACGACCCGCAACUUCUGCCCACUAUCGAACGACCCGUUACGCCCACCAACAACCCCAAUUCCCCAAAAGCCACAUCUGCCGAAGACCUCCAAUCCAGCGCUCAACGCUCCUCGUACAGAGCCUGGCGCCAAGGUCAAGGCCGCAUGGCCGGAAAAUCCAUCGCCGAAUCGCAGGGUAGGAACCUCAAUUCGGAAGAUAACGAUGUUGAUCGCAAGAUUGACGCCAAAAUGCCAAAGAUCGAGCAGAGCAUCAAUGUUCGCAGCAGAAAGACUAGCCACUACCUCGGCCUCUUCAAGGAUCAAGACUCCGAGCACGAAAAGAAGCGCGAAAAGAAAGACAAGGAAAAGCAGGAAAAACACAAGGAGGAGGAGCUGUUGCUGCAAGAGAAGGAUCAGCAAACGCUACCUGCCAUUCACGAACAUCAUGAUCAUGCUACCACCGAAAUACCCCCAUCGAUAACUCUCAACGAUAAUCUACCUGCGGAGCCAGCACCUGACGCCGAAGCACCUGACGCUGUCAGCACUCCUUUACCCGCACCCAGCACCUUCGAAGCAGAAGCCGAACAGAAGCCACUAACAACUGAUAACGCUGAAGGCCGUGUAGCCCACCAAAUCCCACCAAGCUUGCUAGAGGAGAUUCGUAAUCACCAUAUCAUUCUGGGUCCUUCAAGCAACAAGGCUCCUUCCGAAAGAGAGCCUCUUGCCGAGUCAUUCGAGAAGGAAACCGUACGUGAAGAAACCCCUCACACGUCACUCUUGACACGUCAGGCACAAUUGCUUCAGCAAGAAGUAGCAAAGGAGGCAGAGGAUGAAGAUUCAGAUCAGGAACAGAUUUCUUCUGCUCAAUACAUCCCACAUCGUGGCAAGGCUACACGUACUGCUUCAGCAUUGCCUUUGCCCACUCCGUCUACUCAAGAUGAGGAGAAAGAGGUUGUGGUCCCACAGCCCUCGGCCGAUGUUGAUGUGCAUCUACCUAUGAAGAAUUCUCUCGAGGCUGGUGUCGAUGUUCCGCAGAGUAACGUUGAAAUUGCGUUGCUGUCAGAAGACGAAAGUCAAGUAUUGCAUGGUGAAAUUCCACACUCCGACAAUCGUCAUCCCAAUGUGACCCCUGCCGUUCAACUUGCAGAGUCUGAUUAUGACACCGAGUCUUCGGCUUAUUCCCACGAUCAGGAAGAAGAAGAGACUACUCCGACACCGACACCCACUAACAAGAGUGUCUUGCACGAUCGCCCGUCGGCAAACGGCCAGGCAUCUGAAGUCCAAUCGCAACCUCCUCCACUUGGUGCAGUCGAGCUGAAGCCUUACAAUCAUCAGGUGGGCGGUCACAGCACCAUCUACAGUUUCUCUCGUCAGGCUGUUUGCAAGCAACUGAACAGUAAAGAGAACGAGUUCUACGAGACUGUGGAACAAUAUCACCCGGACUUGCUUGACUUUCUUCCCAGAUACAUCGGCGUUCUCAACGUCACUUACAAGAAGCCGAACAAGAAGAAGAAGGACAACAUCGACAAGUCCAAGUCUCCUGACAUGCAACCCCAAGACUUGAAGUCACCCAAGAAGGGUUCAGCACCACCCGAAGAAAAGAAGGAAGAUGCACCUCGCAUUGUCAGCCACUCCCAGUCACAGUCCAAUGCUGUUCCGGAAGUCAGUCUCAUCAACAACCGUCACAUACUUCCCGACUAUUUCUUGCGUAACCUGCCUCCGAGACCCGCAACAGCUAUUCCUGCUCACGUCACUCAACCGAGCCGACAAACUCGCCCCCACUCCAUCAGUGAGAUGAUGAGCGAUAGGCGCUCCUCGUACUCGCCUGAGACAAGUCCUGGCCAUAACGAUCGCCCGCCCUUGCGUCAACAAGCCAGCUGGGGUGCUACCAGUGUCAACCAAGAUUUGAAGAUGCAGGUGUUCCGUGACGUCUUUACACCUCCCGUCAUCAUCCGUCAUGAUCGACGAAGCAGGAAUCACCAUGGCAGGCACCUCCGAAAAGUUCAGCAGCGUGAAUCGAUGCCCUCGCUACCAGACGUGAACGUGGCGAACUCAGUUCAGACUACAGGCCUACAAGAGCGCCGCAACAGUGCUGAUGUUUCCGCUAUGCAGUCACCACCUUCACCUGCUGAUGCCACUCGUAGAUUGGCGAUUAAGAAUCGACGAGAGCUCAAUUCACCACACAACAGCGUACAAUCACUUGAUAACUACAUGAUAAGCCCGCGUAAAGAACAGCCUUUGAGUUGCGAAAGUAGAAGCAUGGAGAACGCAGACGCAGACAACCACUUAAUGCAGGCCUACAAGACGCCCAGACGCCGUCAUUCUGGAAGUGGCUUGCGUAGAAAGAAGGCCGACAUCGACGCUUCUCGGGGAGACCUUGAGUACCACGAGGACGAAGGUUACCGCGGUGAUGGUGAGGACGUCUUUGCAAUGGAUGAUCUUGAAGGAUCCCCUACCAAGCCAAAGGAGAACAAGUCGAUCGGUCUGCCUGACGCACUCCAGGGUGCUCCAGACUUCAAGCUCAAUCCAGUUCACAACGCUCCAACUCUGGACAAACCGAUUGAUAUGGGCGAGAUUCCACGCAACCCUGACCAAGGCACUGAAGACCCUGGACGUAUUGCUCAUUUUAUCUUACUUGAAGAUCUCACAGCUGGCAUGGUACACCCCUGUGUACUGGAUCUCAAGAUGGGCACUCGGCAAUACGGUGUCUUUGCCGAUGAUAAGAAGAAAAACUCGCAACGCCGCAAGUGCAAGACGACCACUUCUCGCGAGCUAGGCGUGCGUGUAUGCGGCAUGCAAGUCUGGAACGUCAAGACUCAAUCCAACAUCUUUGAGGACAAGUACUUCGGCCGAGAUCUUAAAGCUGGAAGUGAGUUUCAAGCCGCGCUGACGCGUUUCUUCUUCGAUGGGAUUAGCCAUGGCAGAGCACUUAAGCAUAUCCCUGUAGUCUUGCAGAAGAUAACACAGCUUGAGCACAUCAUCCGCAAACUGCCUGGAUAUCGCUUGUACGCAAGUUCACUGCUCAUGAUUUAUGAUCGCGGUGAUGUUGAUGAACAUGGCAAGCCUCGUCAACCUCCGCCUCAACAAAGCGAGACCGAGAACGGCACUAGCCUACCCAAGUCAAAGAACCAGAUUACGCUCAAGAUCGUGGACUUUGCCAACUGUGUCACAGCCGAGGAUGUCGAGACUCGGAUGACGGCACCUAGUCCUCCUCAUGAUCCCGAAGGUGUAGACAGAGGAUAUCUUCGUGGCUUACGCUCUCUACGUCUGUACUUCCAGCGUAUCUACGAGGACUUGAGUGCUGAAGAUGGUGGAUUCGUUGAAAGAGGCGAAGGUGAAGGUAUGGCUCAAUCAAAUGGUGGAGCAGGCAUCGGUGGAGGCGCAGGUCUAGACUCAGGGAGCAGCUGGGCAUGGAGUGAUGCGGUUGUUGAAGAGGACCCGGGUGAGGUCAGCAUAUAACCAGGUAAGGAUAUUAUCGCUCUCUUGCUAGUCUUCUCGCUUCGAGGAUGCUGUGUACGCGGGCGUGAGGGGAAGAGUGGACGGACAGGAAAGAGUACAUGGUGAUCUUUGUACUUGCCAUUUGGGAAAGAGGGAAACAUGCCAGGUAUGCUUACAGAAUGGCGCUUUCCAUGUCCUGGAAUAUGAGGGACGGGCAUUCUUUUUCUUUCUCCUCGUUCUUAGCAUGGCGUUCGGUUGCGUUUUGGUCUCUGCUUUUGUUUUCUGGUAUUCAAGGCGUUUUUCUUUCAUCGAAAACUUCGAGUUGCAUGUAUUAAAAUUGUAAAAUCAUUUUCGUCGUGCUAA